Messenger RNA from Cololabis saira (Pacific saury), 1562 nucleotides. Its product is annotated as peripheral myelin protein 22-like. The transcript is spliced from 5 exons. The record is from RefSeq and is a predicted model, not a curated record. Gene Ontology annotation, cellular component: plasma membrane. Lineage: Eukaryota; Metazoa; Chordata; Actinopteri; Beloniformes; Belonidae. Bases 163 to 630 code for a protein of 155 amino acids.
CUGACUGGGGUGUGUGAGGCACAUCUGGAAUAGUAGCUGCUAAAAGUCGAGAAGGGACAGAAGCACGACGGUACUUUACAAUUCUCAACUCUUCACUUCGCUUCAGUACACCCUCCUUUUUCCACGGAAACGCUUCUGCUUUGCUCUUUACCUACUUGAAAAAUGUUGCUCAUCCUGCUCGGAGUGCUUAUCUUGCACAUAAUCAUUCUCAUCCUUCUUAUUGUGUCGACAGCAGCAAGUACCUGGACUGUAGGUGACACCAGCAGCACGGAUCUGUGGUACAGUUGCAAGGCAUCUAAUGGAGGCUACCACUGCCAUCCAGCCAACUCUGAUGACUGGAUCCAGGCAGUGCAAGCCCUCAUGAUCCUGUCCCUGCUCUUCUGCUUCUGCUCCCUCAUCGCGUUUGUGUAUCAGCUGUUCCGACUUGUAAAGGGCGGACGCUUCUUCUUCACCGCCAUCUUCCAGAUCUUGGCGAGUGUAUUCGUGAUGUGCGGGGCAAUAAUCUACACCGUGAUGAGCUCAAGUGACAACGGGACCAGAUUUGGCUACGCCUAUGUGCUGGCCUGGGUGGCUUUCCCUCUGUCUCUCAUCAGUGGCCUCAUUUAUAUCGUCCUGAGGAAGAAAGAAUGAGAAUGCAAGAAGAGGAGAAGAAAGGGGGAGUUAUGAAACCCCUUACAACGACAUCGCACUGUGCCUACUGCCCACAGACCAAAGACUGACAUCCCAACAAUACUGUAUCGCAGAGUCAAUGAUUUCUAUUCCAUCACAUGCUGAAAGUAUCACACCUACAGUAUUUGUUUCGUGAACUUCACCCAAAGCCAAUUCUCACUACUCCUGUUUCCAGGGGUGUUUUUUCGGUGUGUCUAGAAAUGUUUAGGAGAUCUUAUUGAGUUCCCAACAUCUCACAAGUCCAUCGUGUGUGAUAAGACGAAUCAUCCUGCCUCACUUCAGUACGAAGAUGUACAUAGAUGUCUGUGGUUUUUAGACAUAUUUAUAACAUUUUUUUUUACAUACAUUGUGUACAUAGUGUUGUCAAGUUAACAUUGUCAUGCUCAUUUACGUGAUAGUUUGUCUUUCACAAAUCAUGCAGCUGUACCAAAGAUGUUGCUUUAACUUUCAGAGUAUCAAGCUUCUUUGUUCUUUUUUUACUUUUAUCUUCUAUGUGUCAUAUGCUUUAAAUGUUGUGCCUUACUUAGAAUUUGUGUACGUAUUGAAGAAAAUAAAACCAUUUUACAGAAAAAAUGGAUAAAAAAAAACAAACAAAAAAAACAAGUGUUAAUAAACCCAUGAAGUUUUACGGAGUUAUCUUUGUAUUUGAUAAUCCAAAUAAAAAUGAUUUGCAUUUUGUAAUAUUAUAAAUGGUGCUUUUUUUCUUUAGGAAAACCUGCUACUCUUGAAAUGUGUAUUCAAAUUUAUGUUGCAAAUGUUUCAUGUCUUGUAAUUAAUUUGUAUUGUACAAACUCAAGCUUGCAUUUUUGUCAGUAUCAUGAAUAAACCUUUUGAAUUUAAUUCUCCUUACCACUUAAGUCUUCCGUUAUCUGUAUUCUGCUGUAUAAAAAUUC